This is a messenger RNA of Equus quagga, 670 nucleotides long. It is a transcript of the gene MRPL27, whose product is annotated as mitochondrial ribosomal protein L27. Gene Ontology annotation, biological process: translation. Gene Ontology annotation, molecular function: structural constituent of ribosome. Gene Ontology annotation, cellular component: mitochondrial large ribosomal subunit; ribosome. The record is from RefSeq and is a predicted model, not a curated record. Bases 21 to 461 code for a protein of 146 amino acids. The transcript has 4 exons. NCBI's taxonomy places the organism in Eukaryota, Metazoa, Chordata, Mammalia, Perissodactyla, Equidae.
GGAAGCGAGUUUCGGCAAACAUGGCGUCGGCGGUGCUGGCUCUACGGACGCGGAUAGCUGCCCUGCUGAGCCCGCCUCAGGCCGCAGCUCUUGCCGUCAGAUAUGCAUCCAAGAAGACAGGUGGCAGCUCCAAAAACCUUGGUGGAAAGUCACCAGGCAGACGCUUUGGCCUCAAGAAAAUGGAGGGUCACUAUGUUCAUGCUGGCAACAUUCUUGCGACUCAGCGCCACUUCCGUUGGCACCCAGGCGCCCACGUGGGGCUGGGGAAGAGGAAGUACCUGUAUGCCCUGGAGGAGGGGGUAGUCCGCUUCACUAAGGAGGUCUACGUGCCCAAUCCCAGCAACUCGGAAGCUGUGGAUCUGGUUACCAGGCUGCCCAAGGGUGCUGUGCUCUACAAGACUUUUGUUCACGUGGUUCCUGCCAAGCCUGAGGGCACCUUCAAACUGGUUGCUAUGCUUUGAACUCCUGGUUGAGGCCAUUGGACAGAGACUGGAGCCCAGCUCACAGGAGAGGGUGGUACCAGGAGAAGUCAAGGGUUAGGGUGAUGACAUGGCCUCCUGAGGAAGAAGUCUGCUUGAUGGUGACUGCAGGACACUCUGUGAAGUGACUGACUGGGAAACCCCUUGGGAGACCUGACCUGAGCCAAAAAUAAAGUUAGCUGGAGUCAUGA